AUGUCGGAAACGAGGCCACGUAGACAGGAGGAGUCCAACUCGGGCUUCAAGGGUGCCCUUCAGGGCCUUGGAAUCUUCUUGUUGGUUCAAUUCGGCAUUAACCAAUACAUGGGAAAAAACAGCAACACUGCUACCACUAUCGAAAACACUAGUGGAAUCCCUGCCUUCGCCGAUCGUCCCCACCCCAGUGAAUAUGCCGAACACAGUGCUAUCCCCGAUCUCAUCGCUCCUAUCUGGCCCGCCGACAGCGCGGUUGAUCUCAGUAUUUACGUGACACCGUCCAUCAUUGUCCCCAAAUUUACGGCCUCGGAUAGUAUUCUUGUCCUGCAGGAGAAGAACUUCACCAUUGGAAACUACAGCGACACCCGUGAAAUCGAUACCACCAUCAAGCUCCCCAAGCAAGUUCAACAGAAUGGUACCCUUUGGGCUCACUUCUUUUUGGGCCGCACCGGAUACCAGCUGGACCCCUCUGCCAAGAACUACAAUACCGCCGAUGCGGUUCACUUCCUGCGUCCCCUGAACCAGUAUCUUCCCAAGAAGAAGGUCAAGAAAUUGAAGAAUCUCUUGUCAGGCCCUGAGGAUGAGCAUGAUAAAGAGGAAGACAAUACCCCGGAAUGGUCUACCAUGUCUUAUUACCACCCAAACUUCACUGUAUCCCUGAUCCCAGACUCUGGAACCACCAAACUGGGCGCGAUGAACCCCGCAGCUCGCCAGUAUCUGCAGCUGGAGCGCACUGGUGCCCGCGACGCCUCUGGAAAGAAUGGAUGGUACUACCCGAUCGCUUUCAUCAACACUUUCUGGCAGUUGAAGACCCACAUGACUGAGCUGAACUCCACCGUUGAGUCGGUGCCUUUACACAUCACUGUCAACAACAUGGCCAACUGGAAGUUCAACAUCAUCAGCAGUGUUGACGAGGGCUCCAAGCAAAGCUCUCGACAGGCUGCCUAUGGUGGCUCUGCUCCCGGUGGCGGCGAUGGAACUGAAUGGGAGAUGGUCAAGGAGAUCCUGUUGGAUACCAACAUCUGGCUCCUGGGCACCACUGGUAUUGUUACCAUCUUGCACAUGCUGUUUGAAACCUUGGCUUUCAAGAACGAUAUUGCUCAUUGGCGCAAGAAGAAGGAUAUCGUUGGUACCUCCGUCCGGACAAUUUUGGCGAACGUCUUCAUGCAGGCUGUCAUCUUCCUCUACCUCGUGGACAACAGCGAGAACACUUCUUGGAUGAUUCUAGCCAGUCAAGGAUUCGGUAUCCUGCUGGAAUUCUGGAAGAUCACCAAGACUGUUGAUGUCCGCCUGCGCGCACCCCCCGCCAACUCCUGGUUCUCAUUCUUGCCCUAUGUAAUCGUCUUCGAGGAUAAGCACAAGCUCACUGAGACUGAAGAGAAGACCAAAGAAUACGACGAAAUCGCCUUCCAAUACCUGUACAUCGUGGCCGUGCCUCUUCUGCUCGCAUACGCUGCCUACAGUCUGGUCUACAACACCCACAAGUCGUGGUACUCCUACAUCAUCCAGACUCUUGUUGGUAGUGUUUACGCCUAUGGCUUCCUCAUGAUGGUCCCCAGUCUCUACAUCAACUACCGAUUGAAGUCUGUUGCUCACAUGCCCGGAAAGGCAUUGACCUACAAGUUCCUCAACACCUUUAUCGACGAUCUCUUCGCUUUCACCGUUAAGAUGCCCUGGCUCCAUCGCCUGGCUACUCUUCGCGACGACGUUAUCUUCUUUAUCUGGCUCUACCAAGGCUGGAAGUACAAGGUUGAUUACAAGCGCGUCAACGAGUUCGGCCAGGGAGGUGACAGCGAUGAGGAAGAGGAGCCUGUUCCGGCUGCCAUUGAGGGCGUGGAGAAGGAGGAAGCGGUCGCGAAGUCCUCUUCCAAGGCUACUCCCAAGUCGGACACUCGCAAGAGAAAGUAG
Penicillium soppii is the source of this 1908-nucleotide messenger RNA. Its product is annotated as CLPTM1 family protein. Bases 1 to 1908 code for a protein of 635 amino acids. Gene Ontology annotation, cellular component: endomembrane system; membrane. The record is from RefSeq and is a predicted model, not a curated record. The transcript is spliced from 3 exons. Lineage: Eukaryota; Fungi; Ascomycota; Eurotiomycetes; Eurotiales; Aspergillaceae.